Molecule: messenger RNA, 525 nt
Organism: Brugia malayi
Lineage: Eukaryota; Metazoa; Nematoda; Chromadorea; Rhabditida; Onchocercidae
Exons: 4
Coding region: 1-525 (174 amino acids)
Source: RefSeq, a predicted model, not a curated record
AUGUUAAUUCAAUUGCUGACAACUGCGCAACUGCUGCAUUUCUGUUUUACCGAUGUUUCUCGAUCCCGAAACAUCACUGAAGAGCCCCAGGUCCCUAUGAUGCGACACUUAAACCACACCAUGACACCACUACAAGUUACUGAAGCUAUUGAAUUAGUUGAUACAACUAUGGCUGAACAACCAAAUUCGAAAAUGGUACAUAGCACCGGAUUUCAAGUAUCAUCGGCCGGAUCAACACUAACAGAUGUUCCUGCAUCAGCCAUAAUAACUUCAUCAGUAGAUACAAUCACCGCACCAGCAGGGGACAAAAAUGACAUGUCGUUGACGACGAGAAUAGGAACGAAUGAUGGAGGUAAGCAACAAAGCAAUGAAGUCUUCAAACGCCGUGUGAUAAAAAUGGCUGUCGCUCCAAGUAACGCACCGGAAGUGAAAAAUCCAAGCGCUCCUGUCAGUAACUAUCAAAGUGAAAUUACGGAGCAGAAACCGCAAGAAGGACAGUAUGGCUUCGAGAAAAAGCAUAGGUAA